Acanthochromis polyacanthus (spiny chromis) is the source of this 4762-nucleotide messenger RNA. RefSeq names its product claudin-20-like. Gene Ontology annotation, biological process: cell adhesion; bicellular tight junction assembly. The coding region runs from base 826 to 1641 and encodes 271 amino acids. Gene Ontology annotation, cellular component: plasma membrane; bicellular tight junction. Gene Ontology annotation, molecular function: structural molecule activity. Lineage: Eukaryota; Metazoa; Chordata; Actinopteri; Pomacentridae. The record is from RefSeq and is a predicted model, not a curated record. The transcript has 2 exons.
ACCUUGAUUCACACUGCAGCCGCACACAGAACAGCUCAGCGGUUUUAUCACCAAACCAGGGCGAAAAUGACAAAGCGAUGGUGCACAGUGAUUGUUUUAAAAAGCGCCAGUGAUCCGGUCAGUCGUCGUGAAAUGCGGCUGUUUUCGACCAGCAGAUAGCAUCAGUAAUAACCAGUAAUGAGCUUUUACCUUCAUGCUUAUCAUUUUCCAGAGGCGGUGCCGCAUUUUAGAAACGCUCGUAAAACUCUUUCAGUUGCUGUGUCUCAAAAAGCGAGACUGACAAAAGCAAAGUAUCAAAAACUAGCAUUUUCAAGUGGUCAAAGGCGACAAAGGCAACAUUUCAGUGGUGUUGCGGGGCUGACGUACCCCGCCAUCAACUCAUCAGAUAAGAACGCUGCUCUGCGGCUCCUUCAACAGAGCCGGUGACCUUCAGGUUAGAGACAAAAACCUGUUUUCUGAAUCAGAUUCCGGUCAGCUUUGUCUGAACAAACAUUUCUGCUAUUCAGACUUAGAUUGCAGGGGAGAAUAAAAAACAAGAAAGGACGCCUGGUGCUUCUUUUCCAGGACGCAGAAUGGGAUGAAACUGUAUGUACAGUUGCCAAGGAGACAGCAGGCAGAGGGGUAGUUACAGGCUGUUAACCCACACGCCCUGUGUUUUCAUUCACACUGCUUCUCUGCUUCGUCCUCAGGAAUCACUUCAGGAGACGCUGCCACAGACGCAACACAGCUCGCUGGAGCCUGUGCUGAGGAAUUAUCUGCUGUCAGGACCUGUCCGGGACGCCGCCGCGCCAACAGGGACCGGAGGCUGGACGGGGGGGCUGAGCCAUGCUGUCCGCCGCCAUUCAGAUCUUGGCGUUUGCCCUGGCACUCUUGGGUGUCCUCGGCGCCACCGUGGCCACUUUGCUGCCCAACUGGAAGGUGAGCGUCAACGUCUGGUCCAGCGUCAUGACCCCCAUCUCACAGAUGCAGGGUCUGUGGAUGGACUGUGUCUGGUACAGCUCCGGCGUCUUCAGCUGCACCAUGAAGAACUCGGUUUUGUCACUGCCGGCGCAUCUGCAGACCAUGCGGGCCGCCAUGGUUCUGUCCUGCAUGGUGGCAUCCUUUGGACUCUGCCUCGCCUCCCUGGGGCUCAAAUGUACCCGCUGGGGAGGAAGCCACCGAGCAAAGGGGCACACGGCCAUCGCUGCAGGGGGCUGCUUCGUCCUGGCCAGCCUCCUUUGCCUGGUCCCUGCGUCUUGGUUCACCAACGAAGUCAUCACCGCCUUCCUGACCACAGACCUGCCGGACAGCAGCAAAUAUCAGCCUGGUGGAGCUCUGUGUGUGACAUUCAUCUCUGCUGGCUUCCUCCUGGCUGGAGGAGUCAUUUUUUGCCUUUCCUGUCCCGGAAAAAGAUCGAGACGGCCGGACUACGCUUCCCCCACCGACCCUGACAGACUUGUGCCAUACCGAGACGAGCAGCGGAGGCGAGAGCAGCAAGCCGAGCCGCCGAAAACCAGGCAACACAAAUGCGUCCAACUGCAGAUGGACGAGGUGAAGCAGGAAAAAGGUAAAGUGGAUCAGGAGCAGAAGCUCUACUCGUCUCCCUCCAAACUCCCCCAAAAAGACAUCAAGGACAGCUACAGCCUCCAGGAGUAUGUUUAACCCUCGUGGCUGAGUGGUGAAAUGUGGAGCUGAGGCUCUGUGGCUCAUGGGGAGGGGGAGGUGGUCUGGGGGAGGUGUGUAAGAGAGGGAAUAAUUACCAAAUGUUGGAAAUGACAGAUUGUGAAUUCAGAAGGAAAGAACAGGGACUCUGUGAGGGGAAAUAAACUGCAGAGGCACUGAACACAGAAAAUCUUUUGAAAAAAACUGCUGCAGCAUAUACCAAAGGUCUGAAAGCAAAAAACACUGAACCUGCUGAUACAGAGAAAAGACAUAUCUGAGCUCUGACUGAGAUCGAAAAGCCAUCAUUUUCCUGCUGUGGAUGCUGUCUACCUUAUAACAGGGCUGGACCAAAGCUUUCUGUGGCCCUGAGCUGGAUCUGAACUCGCUUCAACUUGACAGCUUUGCAGUUAAGUUACAGUUCUGUUCAAAGAGAAAUGCUGUUUAGGUGCUUUUUAUGUGAUGUACACAUUUAAAAAAACACACAAAAGAAACAGAGUGUAUUGUUUAAGAUGCAAUCUCCGGUUUUGCUGUGUGUUCUCAAUCAAUCAAGAAGAGUUUAUAUAAGAUUUUUCACAGAAUUCAAAUGCAGUUCAAAGUGCCUGACAAAACAGACUUCUAAAAAAAGAUUUAUAGACUAAUAUGCUCCAAAACAACUUAAUAAAAUUAGAUAUUUGAUGGAAAGAUAAUAAAAAAAGCAAAUAAGAAUUAUAGUAAAAAAUAAACUUGUGAAUUGUUACACUAAAUAAAUCAAUUAUACUAAAACAGGAAAAUUAAAAUAAAGCACAAUGCCAAAAUAAUAAUGAUGUGAGUAGAAUCCUGAAUAUAACUUGUUUUCAUCUAACAAGCUAAUAUUUGCUAAUUAGCUCUAAACACCACAUGCAGCUGAGUUUAACGGAGAUAUCAUUGGUUUGGCAGGUAUUUGUACUUUAUGUUCAUCAUCUAAAGUCAUGGAAACCUUUAACAUUUGACCUACCAGAUAAUAAAAUAGGUCAGAAAAUCACUAAAGUCAGGAGGCUUCGUUCUCUGGACACUAGGGCUGGACCCGAAUAUCCCGAAUAUCCGAAUAUUCGUUCGCUACGGCACAAUCCGGAUAUUAAUUUUGGUAUCCGAAUAAUAUCAUCAUCUUAAGAGAAAAUCAUUCAAAGGACUUCUGAAUUAUCAUUUUAUGAGGGAAACUGUUGUAAUCCAAAAUGACUGCAUGAAAUGUUACGUUUAUUUUAUUAUUCUUGUUAAUCACAUUAACGGGUUUCUAAAAUGACUCAUCAAAUAUUUUACAAAGGGCUAAGUUUUGUAAUAGUGCAGCCGAAAACAUUGACGGGCUCCAAUUCUGCAAACAGAAUGUAAGCAUGCACACAGCAUGCUCAGUGCCAAAAGUAUCAAAUAUAGUGUAUAGAAAUGAUGCUGUGAACACAAAAUUACUUAACAGACAUCAACUUUAAAAGAUGCUCUGUAACAUUUCUAUGUUUUCUGUCUAAUUUCCUCAAAAGUCUAAGGAAUAAUUUCCAAAUAGUUUGCUGCUAUUUCACUGUAAACUAGAAGAGAAAGUCGCCAUACACCUUCUUCAGUCAAUAUUCAUUUACUUACUACUUUUCCUUUUUUCCGUAGUUAAGAUGCAGUGGAUAAACUGGUCCAAUAAACUGGUGAUCAACAUAUCAAGCUCACUCAAGAAUGUAAGACUUCAGCCACUCAGCAGCUGUGUCUCCAAACAGAGCAAGAACAAAGACUUGGUGUGGCUCAUUUUUUGGCUUAAGAUUGAACAAAGUCUUAGUUCACCAUCUUUUUGUUUUCUUAAAAACUCAAGUACAAUGAGCAGGUUUGACUCUAAAACUUCUUCUCUUUCUACUAAAGCUAAUUUUUAGUAACUUAAAAUUAAACUUUCUGGCAAACAUGAGACCUGUAAGAUAAAUUACUGUUGAUUUUUGAUACAGAGAGAAUACAAUGACAAAACCGCAGAAUGUAUCUUAAAUUAUGCCUGAUUCUGACUCCUACGUUGGGCCCCCUGCUGGCCGGAGGUCCUCCAUCAUGUCUGCUUUAGGCCGACUGAACUCAGCUGUGAUUUCUGUGCAUGUUGUCAGUGCUUUUACAUGCUGCUUACGGCUUACCUGUAGUGAAAGCUGCUAUUGUUGAGACUGCGCCUGAAGCAAUAAAGACAUUGUCGAGCUUCAUAAAUUCUGUGUGGUCGCCGAUUUCAACAAAUCCCGAUCCAAAAGCAUCAAAAGAACGCCAUCCACGCCGUCUUUUCCCAGCGGUUUGGGGGGGAGGCGGGAGGUGCAGAGCAGCGUGGAGAGAGGUAAUGAUGCUCUUUGCUUUCCCAUUAUCCUCUCACCACGGUUGGAUGCACACUGCACACACACACCUCCUCCACCACCCUGGUUCAGCUGUAUGAAAAGGACACGCAAUCAUUUUCAAAGAUGUAACUUAGAGUCUAUUGGAGACUCCACAGCAUUGUGUACGUCUGGUUGGCCAAGUGUCCUUUAACCUGACUGAGCUGUCAAUCACACCAGCCACCAAGGAGAAGAGAAGGCUGAACUGAACGCCCACACUGCCUGCCUCUACGGAAAAGCUUCAAACCUGCAAAAAAAAAAGGAGGUAGACGAAAAAACAGAGUCGAUUCGUCAGCGCUGCCAAACCUGACAGCGAUUCAUUCGUGUACGGGACACAUUGAAGCAAACAUGAAACUCGGGCAGCUACCAAACAAAUGUGUAAAAUUAAAGCCUGCUCUGAGGUAAAAAAAAAAAAAAAAGGCACCAAUGCUAUAAUUUAUGUGCUCCUGCUGUCAUUUCUACAUCAUCUGAAAACAUAUUUGCUUUGAUAUAUGAACAAUUUGGACUGAGGUUUGAAACACACUGAGGUCCUUCCGUCUGUCAGAUAUGCAGCUGCUUCAUGUAAUAUUUAAUUUGCUGCAGAUUUGAAUCUGUUUUACAAAAGUUACACAAAAAUAUCCUGUGAUUUACAUUUAUAUUUUUAUUUAUCUAGCCACCUUUUCGCGUCUGUGGCUGCCUGCGUCUGAAUAAAAUGACAACAAAUAAUGUUGGGUAGAAGUGGGUGAAAAAGGUUCUGUGCCUUUACAUUGAUCUGUUUGAAAAAGUAGGAAACCACAUUAAAUGUCCGCUAAUAGUGA